Molecule: messenger RNA, 1113 nt
Organism: Entamoeba invadens IP1
Lineage: Eukaryota; Evosea; Mastigamoebida; Endamoebidae
Exons: 1
Coding region: 1-1113 (370 amino acids)
Source: RefSeq, a predicted model, not a curated record
AUGUCAUGGGAGACGACGCAAGCAGUAAUAACAAUCGACGGGUAUCAUCUCGACAUGGGCAGUGACCACCACCGAUCUUUCCAAGACAUCUUGUUUCGGUUAUGUGAGUAUGCAACCAUAUGUAUUCGAUCAGCUUCGAUCUUAGAGUCGAGCUCAAAGCAGUUACCACCAGAGAAGUAUCAAGACUAUGUAGUUCAAAUCACUGAAUAUAUCAAAGAGUUGAAUGACCCAUUAAGUAAAUUAUAUAUUAUAGUUGAGAGAGAGUGCACUAUGUUGUCACACAAAAGUAUUCAAGACUCGACUCAAGACAGACUAAUGGUCUUAAAAGACUUGACGACCAAUUACCUUCAAAAGUUUGACAAGAACGACAUGACCUCAAUGAUCUCAUUUUUUAAGACCACUUUAACUACAACCUUUUCUGUGAUGAAAGCAGUCUUAUCGGAAUGCUCUGAGACUUUAUGUGACAACUGUGAUCUGAUCAUUCAAAACAUCGAAAAGACUCUUCUGUUAGAAGAAGACACUUUCAAUCAGGGUUCUAUCUUUGUUGCGUCACAAAUAGUCAAUGGGAUAGGACUUCCUUUACGAUAUCGUAAAAACAGUGUCUGUGGCAUACUUGCCGAUUUGUAUGACGAGGUCGCUACCCGUUUAACACUCUCCCCAAACAAACAAGAGAUUGUUCUCUGUAAGACACUUGUUCUCAAGACAAAGGACGUCUUCAGGAGAAAUGUUCAAGACGUCACCGUCAAAGUUGAGGUGAUUAAGGUCGACAAGUCAACGGCUUCCUUAACUGUCGUCCCCACUUUUAGAGAUAAGGCGAUGCUUGAGAUGUUCUCCAAUGACAUUGAAGAUCAAGGUCUUCGUGAAUCGUUUGUGCAAGGGUCUAUUUUGGAGAAUGUUAAUACAUUCAGUAACAUAGCUAUAGAAGUCUCGCAGAACACAGUCACGCCGGAGAAGAAGCAGAUGAGGGGGAUGGAAGUGAUUAUAGAAGCAAUCAAUCAUCUUGUCGAUACAAUCGACCCCAACGACGAAGUCUUUUUUAAGACGCAAACAGUGAAAAUUGAGUCUGGGAACAAGAGCGAUAGCAUCUGUGGGGAGGGUUUAGUAUCUGUAUGA